AUGAUGAUGAUAGUUUUUGCUGAAGAAGAAUUAUUAUCAAUAAUAAGGUACAAAAACAAAAUUUCUGCAAAAGAAAGUGUACCAAAUGGAAAGUCAAUUACAACUGAUGAUGAUGAUAGUAAUACGAAUUCAAACAGUUUUGAAUAUCCAGAUGAAAAUUUAAAAGACGAAAUUACUGUCAGAGAACGAGCAACAAUUGAUCUUCUUCCUCGUGUGACGCCAAAUUCAACGUCAUCUAUUUCUGUAAGACAUAAUGAGAAUAGUAAUAUUAAUAAUGACACAAUUUCUACUGAAAAUCAUCUAAAUGCUCAAAAUACGGCUGAAAUGAUUGAUGAAAACGAUCAAGUAGAAAAAAUAGAAAGUGUACGUAAGAAUCAAUGUAGAAUAUGA
Rotaria sordida is the source of this 390-nucleotide messenger RNA. The record is from the annotation of a GenBank genome assembly. NCBI's taxonomy places the organism in Eukaryota, Metazoa, Rotifera, Eurotatoria, Philodinida, Philodinidae.